CAAUACCAAAUAAUGAGUCAAGGUGGGAAAAAUAUGACAAAACUGGAAGCCGUGGAAUACAUAAAAAAAGUGCAAAAGAAAUUUAAAGACAAGAAGGAAACGUUCGAGGAGUUUUUGAAUGUCAUGACCGAUUAUAGACAACAUAGAAUGGAUGUUGGCACUGUAGUAGAAAAAGUGGAGGAGAUUCUUAAAGACCACGAUGAUCUCAUUUCGGGAUUCAACAAGUUUUUGCCAAAGGGAUAUGAAAUCCUUCUUCCACCUAAGGACACAGUUCAGUUGAAAGAUGCUAUCAAAUAUGUGCAGAAGAUUAAGGAUCGAUUUCAAAACACAGAUAGAAUCUACAAGAGAUUUGUAAGGAUAUUAACCAAUAGGGACAAAAAUGACAUGUCUGCUAGUGAAAUAUUCCAUAAGGUUGAAAAACUUUUUGAGGGUCACCAUGAUCUUGUUCGUGAUUUCACUCUGUUUUUGCCAGAUGCGUAA
Vigna unguiculata (cowpea) is the source of this 480-nucleotide messenger RNA. Its product is annotated as paired amphipathic helix protein Sin3-like 4. The record is from RefSeq and is a predicted model, not a curated record. Gene Ontology annotation, biological process: negative regulation of transcription by RNA polymerase II. Gene Ontology annotation, cellular component: chromatin; histone deacetylase complex. Lineage: Eukaryota; Viridiplantae; Streptophyta; Magnoliopsida; Fabales; Fabaceae. Gene Ontology annotation, molecular function: transcription corepressor activity.